AGCUAGCUAAGCUAAAAUACUAAACCACACAUGAUGAUUUAGCUAAUGCUUUGGCUAGGGAGAAAAGCAGGUAGAUGCACCUUGAGGAUCACAGGGCUGUCCUUAGAUACUGGCUCACUGCUUGGCUUGUGCAGUAUCCCCUCUGUGCUCUUUCUUGUUGCAGAAACCUUCCUGCUUGUCAGCUGCUGCAUAUGGUUGCCAUGUAUUGUUUGCCUUCCUUCACUGCCUACAGUAUCUCUCAGCAUCCUGUCUGCCAUCUUCAACUUUCAGAGUCUUCUGACUGUAAUCUUGCUGCUCAUAUGUACCUGUGCCUAUAUCAGAUCCUUGGCUCCCAGCUUACUGGACAAAAAUAAAACUGGACUAUUGGGAAUAUUCUGGAAAUGCGCCAGGAUUGGUGAACGAAAGAGCCCCUACGUAGCUGUGUGCUGUGUGGUGAUGGCCUUCAGCAUUCUGUUUGUACAGUAGCAACUGGAGGUUGUCCUUUAGACCCUGCUACCAAACAACAAAGCAUGGAAGAAAUUCCAGCAGGAAAAAGUUGAGAAGCAUCGUCAACUGUCCUCCCACACGCUGGAUAGCCAGUCUCUUGGUGAUCAUAAUGUAAUUAAAUUCAGUAUGAUAUGUAGAUAAUAAUGUCACAUCAGUAUUGACACUGCUGAUGUAACUGUUAAAAAGAUGUCUGUUGUGUCUUGGAGUUCCACAAGAAUAUAUUUUGUACCAUGCAAUUGAAAAGGCUUUCAAUGUUUUUGUUUGAUAAACCUGUUUAAUUAAAUUUAACAAUUAUACAUCUGGCAAUAGAACCACUCUCAUGAGAAAGAAGAACAUUAUAGAAUAUGUUUAAUGAGUAUUUUCAGUUCCUAAUGUCUAAACAAUUCCUAUGAUAUUGUGAUAGGUGUGAUCACAUGCUUAAAAUAGAUCUCUUAAAUGUUUAAGUCACAUUCAGCUUUCAUUUUCUAAUCUUGUAGUUUCUUAAUCUAUCAAUAUUUCUGUUGUUAAGAUAAAACAUAAAUAAGGAUGGGGAUCAUAAUAGUAGUGAUGUCUGACUAUGCUGAGAAUACACAACUGUAGGAUUUGAAAACCAGGACUAUUCUGUAAAUAUAUUUAUAUAUAUAUCUCUUCAGAGAUCAAGCUCACAGGUAAAUCAUUCCCUAAUGUUUUUCGGGGUUUUUUUGUUUGUUCGGUUUUUGUUUGUUUGUUUGUUUUUCCCCCCAAAAGAUUGUAGUGGCUCUACUACUGUUCUUGAGGCAUUUAAUACAAGGUUGUUAAAUCAGCUGAGGGAAUAGUUAGCUACUCAGUAGUCCGGAGAUAUGAAAGUUGUAUGUCCCAAUGUUCUAAAGGUUAAAAAAAAGAAAUAAGAAAAAAAAGACAAAAAUUACACUCACUAUUAAUAAAAAUGAGAGAAACCUCAUUAUUAUUUGCCAUUAGUUUUCAUUCUAGUUUUUCAAGCGUCUAGGAAUUUAGUAAAUUAUUUCAAUAGUGCCUAAGAAGUGUAUUUAUACCAGCUAGCUAUACAACUUCAUAAUGACUGCGUUUGAGAGAGUUAUCUGUCAGCAGUAUUUCGGGUUGUUCUGAAAAGGUAUGUGAUCAGAAUGAGCUUAGCCAGCAAUAAAACAAUCUGAACGGUA
Molecule: messenger RNA, 1622 nt
Organism: Gallus gallus (chicken)
Lineage: Eukaryota; Metazoa; Chordata; Aves; Galliformes; Phasianidae
Gene: TMEM167A
Product: transmembrane protein 167A
Exons: 4
Coding region: 46-465 (139 amino acids)
Biological process (GO): protein secretion; intracellular transport
Source: RefSeq, a predicted model, not a curated record